Closterium sp. NIES-65 is the source of this 2121-nucleotide messenger RNA. The record is from the annotation of a GenBank genome assembly. Lineage: Eukaryota; Viridiplantae; Streptophyta; Zygnematophyceae; Desmidiales; Closteriaceae.
AUGCUUCGGACACGCACCUCACGCUUGCGACCUGACUUCCUCGCUCGCGCAAGUCUUCAACUGUUGCUUCUAACCCUCUUCUUCUGUGCGCGCGCGCGCGUGAGCGGCCAUAGCUACUCAGUUAGCCUUAGUCGCAGCCUGCCGCGGCGCCAUCAUCUUUUGCCCCUACUCGCCGACCUUUUCCAACAACGGUCGGGUGGAGGAAAAAGGGGACAGGAGGAGGGACACUCUGUUGUGCUUGACGGCCAAAUAGACGGCCAAAUUGUCGGAACUGACGAAUGGCAAAAUGGCCGGCACACGGAGCUGCGUAGCAGCGCCAGACUUCCCCGAGGCGCGGAGUUCCCCGAGGAAGGCAAUGGCAAGGUUGGCGGCAUUUACGGAGACAGCAAUGGGAGCAGCAACAGUGACGGAACAAGAGGGGAGAAUGUCUCGCUCCCGCAUCGGUACUCGUUAUUGGACACCACCAGCACGACGACAACGUCGACAUUAUCUCUCGCCAGCAGCAGCAUGGCAGUGUACUCGACAAGCAAUGCUGUCGCCACCGAGACGCCUCAGCCCUGCUCCCCGCUUCUCACGGCGGUCAAGAUCGCCGUGUUCACCGAAGACGACUUCGCGCUGCGGCUGCAGUACUCCCCGCGAUCCACAGUCAUCCUGGAGCUCCAGUCCGACCUCGCCUUAACGCGCGGGCUGCUCUUUAACGCCUCCUACGCCUGCACCAUCCUGCGCUCCGCGCGCGCGCCGCCCAACGGCGCGACGCUCUCGCUCGCGAGCACGGACGAGCCGCUGCUGCGCAUCUGGAACACGAGCAACGUGCUCGUGCACGGGAUCAGCUUCCAACAGCCGUACACGGCCGCGUCGGCUCCUUGCGCGAACAUUCCGAGCAUCGGCGCGGGGAUCAUCUGCCCGACGGUGUCGAUCUACGGCUGCCAUCACGUGCAGGUGGUGAAGGGAACUCUGUUCGGGCGCAUCGACGUGUUCCGCAGCGUCGUGUCGCGCAUCGACAGCAUGAAGGUGACGGGCGUCUCGGAUUUCGACUUGAAUAACGGCGUGAUUCGCGUGGCGUACUGCGGGUACGGGCCGACGCUGGAGCCGUCGUAUAUCGCCAUCACGAAUAACGAAGUCUACGGUGUACACACGGGUAUUGUGAUCUACCGCGGGGCGGUGGGGGUAACCGUGCGAAACAAUUACGUGCACGAUUACCUUUUCGCGGGGAUUCGUUGCGGCGCUGACGUCAGCCUGCAGGGCGAUUGCAUGCUGUCGACGAUUUCAAACAACCUGGUUGUGGCGACCGCGCGAAACAUGAGCGGCGACCAAGACGCGGCGGGGAUUUAUUACUGUACACAUUGGUUCAACCCCGGGAAUGUAGCGGAGUGUAACUAUAUUUAUAACGGGGACCACUGUUACUACUUGGAUUAUGUUUCGUCAGGAAUCACAGUGCGCGGCGGUGCGUGCAUCGGGACUUACGACGGCAUCAAAGUCAACAACGGGAAAUGGAACUUUGUGGAGGAUGUGAUUAUGAAGAAUGUGACGGGCAUGACAGGGUGGUUCACAUGCCUCACGCCCACACUCAACAACUGCGCCAUCCGCCCGGGCACCUACUGGGAGUCCAUGCGCCGCAAGUACUACGACACGCCGCUCUGGAACAAUCUCUGGCCGUGGAUGAAGGACAUCUGUCUCGAUCAGACCAUCAGCGGCAACCCCUGCAACACCGCCAACACUCUCUCUGCCGCCCAAACGGGGUCAUGCAGCGGCCUGCCCUCCGACAAUUUCCUCGACCUCGUAAUCAUUAACAACAAGCGCAAUACUUGGUUCAAGUACUGCGAGAACCUCACCACUGUAGCCAUGUUCAACUACUGGAAGGUGACAAACGUUACAGAUGGUAACUCGCUUGGUUUCGCGAGCUUUGCGAAUGAUGACCUGGCGGUGACGGCGACCUCCCCAUUGGUUGUCAAGAAGCCCAAGUUCAAGAGCUGCUCAAGGGGGAAGGUGGGGCCGCGGAGAGUGCUGGACGUGUUUUACUACAGCAAUUUCAACCAACCGGAGCCCGACACGUAUGCGCUGGUGCAGCGAAUGGGCACGAAGCACAUCCAAGACAAUACGAGAUGGAGUAGUACUCCUUGA